This is a messenger RNA of Eucalyptus grandis, 3227 nucleotides long. Its product is annotated as DExH-box ATP-dependent RNA helicase DExH1. The transcript is spliced from 16 exons. The record is from RefSeq and is a predicted model, not a curated record. Gene Ontology annotation, cellular component: intracellular anatomical structure; nucleus. Lineage: Eukaryota; Viridiplantae; Streptophyta; Magnoliopsida; Myrtales; Myrtaceae. The coding region runs from base 229 to 3039 and encodes 936 amino acids. Gene Ontology annotation, molecular function: RNA binding; ATP binding.
CGCUCUCCGCCGCUCCCCCUCAUUUCCUCCUCCUCUCCUCCAGAACCUUCUCCGCUUCCGCCAUGUCCCACCGCCCCAACUACCAGGGCGGCCGCCGAGGAGGCGGCGGCCGCGGCGGGCCCGCCGGGGCGGCGGCGGCGGCGGCGGCGGGGCCGCGGCGGCCGCGGGGAGCAGCGGUGGUGGGACCCGGUGUGGCGCGCGGAGCGUCUCCGGCAGCAGGCGGUUGAGAUGGAAGUUCUUGAUGAGAAUGAGUGGUGGAGUAAGAUGGAGCAAUUGAAAAGUGGUGGAGAGCAGGAGAUGAUAAUUAAGCGUAACUUUAGCCGUGCAGAUCAGGAUGUUCUGUCGGACAUGGCUUACCAGCAUGGGCUUCACUUCCAUGCAUACAAUAAAGGGAAGGCACUUGUUGUUAGCAAAGUUCCACUGCCAGAUUAUCGGGCAGAUCUGGAUGAGCGCCAUGGAUCGACACAGAAGACGAUUCAAAUGUCUUCAGAAACCCAGAGACUUGUUGGAGAGCUUUUAGUUGGUUCCUCAGUAUCUGUUGGCAGCUCCUCUUUCCCAUCUAGGCAGGGGGGUAAACAAGUAUUGCCAGCUGGAAAUAUAGAGAAAUCUGUUUCAGUAUUGGAGAUCGAUUCUGCUAAGGAGAAACUUAACGCUGAACUUUUGGCUAAGCAAGAAAAGAUGAAGGAUAGCGCCAAUGUCAAGGCAAUGCAGUCUUUCCGCGAAAAACUUCCUGCAUUUAAAGUGAAAGCUGAGUUCCUAAAAGCUAUUGCGAAUAAUCAGGUACUAGUAGUAUCUGGAGAGACAGGUUGUGGUAAGACUACACAGCUCCCUCAGUUCAUUCUGGAAGAGGAGAUAUCUUCUCUUCACGGAGCUGACUGCAGCAUAAUGUGUACACAACCACGUCGUAUAUCUGCCAUAUCUGUUGCUGCUCGAAUAUCUUCUGAAAGGGGAGAGGCACUUGGUGAAACUGUUGGAUAUCAGAUCCGUCUGGAAAGUAAGUCUUCUGCAGAAACAAGGCUGCUAUUUUGCACCACUGGAGUACUACUUAGACGACUGGCUCAAGACCCGAAAUUGACUGGUGUAAGCCACUUGCUUGUGGAUGAAAUACAUGAAAGAGGCAUUAACGAAGACUUUCUGUUGAUAAUUCUGCGUGACCUUAUUCCAAGGCGUCCCGAUUUACGGGUUAUUCUGAUGAGUGCAACCAUUAAUGCUGACUUGUUUUCCAAAUAUUUUGGAAAUGCUCCCACUUUGCAUAUACCGGGGUUGACUUUCCCUGUGGCAGAGUUGUUCCUAGAAGAUGUGUUGGAGAAAACUCAUUACAUUAUAAAGUCCGAGUUUGAUAAUAUUCAGGGAAAUUCAAGGAGGAGGAGGAAGCAGCAAGAUUCUAAGAAAGAUCAUUUGACUGAACUUUUUGAGGACGUCGACAUUGAUUCUCAUUAUAGAAGCUACGGCAGAUCAACAAGAGAGUCUCUUGAAGCUUGGUCUGGUUCACUGAUUGAUUUGGGUCUGGUGGAGUCAACUCUUGAAUAUAUAUGUCGCCACGAAGGUGAUGGAGCCAUUCUUGUAUUUCUCACUGGAUGGGAUGACAUUUCAAAGCUGCUUGACAAGGUUAAAGUUAACCAUCUGCUUGGGGAUCAGAGCAGGGUUCUUGUCCUUCCUUUACAUGGUUCCAUGCCUACUGUUAAUCAACGGGAAAUAUUUGACCGUCCUCCGCCAGGUAAGAGGAAGAUUGUGCUGGCAACAAACAUUGCAGAGAGUAGUAUUACAAUAGAUGAUGUUGUUUAUGUUGUUGAUUGUGGAAAGGCAAAGGAAACUAGUUAUGAUGCUCUGAACAAGCUGGCUUGUCUUUUACCAUCCUGGAUUUCAAAGGCCUCAGCACAUCAGAGGAGAGGACGUGCUGGACGUGUGCAACCGGGAGUUUGUUAUAAGCUUUAUCCAAGAAUCGUUCAUGACGCAAUGCCCCAGUUUCAACUUCCAGAAAUUCUCCGGACUCCUCUACAAGAACUUUGCCUUCACAUUAAGAGCUUGCAACUUGGUGCAAUAGGAUCAUUUUUGUCCAAGGCACUUCAGCCACCUGACCAUCUUGCUGUUCAAAAUGCUAUCGAACUGCUAAAAACAAUAGGGGCUCUCGAUGAUAAGGAGGAUCUUACUCCACUCGGCCGUCACCUCUGUACUUUACCUGUGGAUCCAAAUAUCGGGAAGAUGCUUUUGAUGGGGUCCAUAUUUCAAUGUCUGACUCCUGCCCUAAUCAUUGCUGCUGCUCUCGCUUACCGUGACCCAUUUGUCCUUCCAAUAAAUAAGAAAGAGGAAGCUGAUGAAGCAAAAAGAUCCUUUGCCGGUGAUUCCUGCAGUGACCACAUAGCACUUCUGAAAGCUUUUGAAGGGUGGAAAGAGGCAAAACGAAGUGGGAACGAAAGAUCAUUCUGCUGGGAAAACUACUUGUCCCCAGUGACCUUGCAGAUGAUGGAUGACAUGAGAAUGCAGUUCCUGAAUCUCCUUUCUGAUAUUGGCUUUGUAGACAAAUCAAAGGGCCCUAGUGCAUACAAUCUUUAUAGCAAUGAUUUGGAGAUGGUAUGUGCAAUUCUCUGUGCUGGGCUUUACCCAAAUGUUGUUCAGUGCAAAAGAAGAGGAAAGCGGACAGCAUUUUACACUAAAGAAGUUGGUCAAGUGGACAUUCACCCAGCAUCUGUCAAUGCAGGCAUCCAUCAAUUCCCCCUGCCAUACUUGAUAUACAGCGAAAAGGUGAAAACUACCAGCAUUUUUAUCCGAGACUCCACAAAUAUAUCAGAUUACGCUUUACUUCUUUUUGGCGGAAACCUUGUUCCCAGCAAAAGUGGGGAGGGUAUUGAAAUGCUUGAUGGCUACCUUCACUUCUCUGCAUCAAAGAGUGUGCUGGAGUUGAUACGGAAAUUGAGAGGGGAGCUGGACAAGCUUCUGAAUAGGAAGAUUGAAGAACCUGGCCUGGACAUUUCCAGUGAGGGAAAAGGGGUGGUGGCGGCUGCAGUAGAGUUGCUUCACAGUCAGAAUGUACAGUACUAAUUCAUGUCUGAGAAAAUGGACAUUUUUAUCAGAUGAUUCAGGGUACUACUUAAUUCUAGUUGCAGCCUAGUUGUUGGAAUUUUAUCUCUUUGCUAGGAUGAAUAUUAGUUUGUACUUUGUACAUCAGGGUGUCUAUUGUAUAACUUCUUUUACGGCCUAAUAUAUCCUGCAAAAACUGCUUUUUGGUA